This is a messenger RNA of Emiliania huxleyi CCMP1516, 1905 nucleotides long. RefSeq lists its product as hypothetical. Gene Ontology annotation, molecular function: hydrolase activity, acting on ester bonds. The record is from RefSeq and is a predicted model, not a curated record. Bases 44 to 832 code for a protein of 262 amino acids. NCBI's taxonomy places the organism in Eukaryota, Haptophyta, Isochrysidales, Noelaerhabdaceae. The transcript is spliced from 5 exons. Gene Ontology annotation, cellular component: cytoplasm.
GUGAGGAAGCGCGGUCAGCGCAAGUGGGCCAGCGUGCUCUUUCAUGCUGCAAGCUCCGCUCUUGCUGCUUGGCCAGAGAACGGUGAGCGUCGGCGAGUCGGGAACGCUGCGGCUCGUGCACGUGUCGGACGCGCACUACCACCCGUUCGCCACAGCCUGCGAAGACGUGCCGCGAGGCGCCGGUCCUUGCACGCACAGGAACACGACGCAGUUCCUCGCCUCGGUGCUGCACGUUGAGCGGCCGGACCUGGUCGCAUUCACUGGCGAUGUCAUCGACGGCGACUCUUCUCCACCGCAGCUCGCAAUGGCGCAGCUGUACGGCGUGGCCGGCGCGCGGCCUUGGGCCGCCUCGCUCGGCAACCACGACGAGGAGUCGACGCUGAGCCGCGACGAGGUGCUCGCGUACGUCACGACGCUGCGCGGCUCGCUGACCGAGCACGGGCCGGUGAAGGGAUCGCCGGGCAACUUUUACCUCGACGUCGUCGCGGCGGGCGCGGCGGCGGCGGGCGAGGCGGCGAUGCCGGCGCAUGUGGCCGCGCCAGACGCGCGGCGUGCGGUGGACGGGGAGAAGGGUGCGCCCGAGCUCAACGCCUCCGGGCGGUCUGAGCCGAGCAAAGAGGGCGAGGCGGCGGGCGGCAAGUUGGUGGUUGCGCGGCUCGUCUUUUUCGACAGCCGGAAGGACCACGUGCGGCAGAUGAUCAGCGACGCCCAGCUCGCCUGGUUUGUCGAGACGGUGGGCUCCUUGCCGCGCGUGCCGACGCUGGCCUUCUACCACAUUCCGCUGCACGAGUACGAGGCCGAGAGGCCCCGAGAUUGCCCGAGAUCGCGAUGAGCCGAGAGACUCGCCGAGCUUGACCGAGAUCGAGGCGUGCCGAGAUUUGCCGAGAUUUAUCGAGCUCGAGACUCGGCGGCGGUCGCUGUGAGGACGCCCGAGAUCGCCCGAGAUUGCCGUAGAUCGCCCGAGAUCGCCCGAGAUUCAGGCGGCGGUCGCUGCGGGGGUGCCAAUGUCGGGCGAGAAGCGCGAGCCGGUCUGCAGCGACGGGCCGAACCCGCGCGUCUUCCCCGCGCUCAAGGAGGGGGGCGUCGUCGCCGGCUUUUGCGGCCACGACCCGCUCAAACGCCUCUCUGAGUUCGGAGCGGCUGUGCCUCACCAGUCCUCCUUGUUGAGAAGUGUAGGCCACGACCACACAAACGACUUUUGUGCCGCGUGGCAGGGGGUGCAGCUUUGCUACGAGGGGUCGCCCGGCUUCACCGCAUACGGCAGGUGCGACGACGGCGGGCGGAGCUGCUACAUGCGCCGCGCGCGCGUGACGGAGCUGCAGAUCGACGUGGGGCGGCGCCGCCUCGCCGCCGUGCGGACCUGGAAGCGAGUCGACGCCGGCGGCAGCGUCGCGGCGGCGGCGCGGCUCGACGACGAGUUGCUGUGGGCGUCUGCGAACCGGAGCGCCGGCUUGGUGGGCGCGCAGCGCACUGUGUGUGCCUCCCUCGACGUUGGCCCGCGGCGCGACCAGCCGCGCCGCCGCGCCCCUCCUCCCCACCAUUGGACGUUGUUUGAUUGAGACAGUGGCUUAGAAGAGAAUAGAGAUCUGAGUACUGAGAUGCGGCGCGUGCGCAGUCGAUUGGGAGAGUUCGAGAGAUUUUGAGAUUCUUCUCUUCGAUUGGUGGACCGCCGCUCAUAUUGGCAUGGCUGGGGAUAUUGCAGCUAGAAACAAACAGAGCCGCGUACACCGCUCAGAGAUAUUUUCAGAGACAGGGAGAGUUUCCCGAGAUCCCGUUGGCGGCGUUGCCGUUAUCUCAUAAAGCCGUAGUACUUCAUUCAUCAUGGGGCGGUUACACCCCGGCGUCCAGAACGAUGUAGCUCAUGAGUCAUGUGUGUAAAGCCGUACCACGGCUUUACGAAGUGGU